This is a messenger RNA of Kluyveromyces marxianus DMKU3-1042, 858 nucleotides long. RefSeq names its product proteasome core particle subunit beta 2 (gene PUP1). Bases 1 to 858 code for a protein of 285 amino acids. The transcript has a single exon. Gene Ontology annotation, molecular function: threonine-type endopeptidase activity. Gene Ontology annotation, cellular component: proteasome core complex. The record is from RefSeq and is a predicted model, not a curated record. Lineage: Eukaryota; Fungi; Ascomycota; Saccharomycetes; Saccharomycetales; Saccharomycetaceae.
AUGGGUUUUAAAGAUUUGCCACUGGAUAAGCAAGACAUAAAUAAACAACACCAGAAACUGAAGCUGAAGAUGUCUGGAGGUCUAUCAUUCGACAAUUAUCAGAGGAAUCUGCACCUUGCGCAAAAGAGUCAUAAACAACCCAAUGCAACCUCUACAGGUACCACAAUUGUUGGGGUAAAAUUCAAUGGAGGGGUGAUUAUUGCAGCAGACACAAGAUCUACACAAGGUCCUAUCGUCGCUGAUAAGAAUUGUGAAAAGUUGCAUCGUAUUGCUCCUAAAAUCUGGUGUGCUGGUGCUGGUACUGCCGCUGAUACGGAAGCUGUGACGCAGUUGAUUUCUUCAAAUAUUGAAUUACAUUCUCUAUAUACCGGAAGGGAGCCUCGUGUUGUGUCAUCGUUGCAGAUGCUUAAACAACACUUAUUCAAAUACCAAGGUCACAUUGGUGCUUACUUGAUUGUUGCUGGGGUGGAUCCUACCGGCGCUCAUUUGUUCUCAAUCCAUGCUCAUGGUUCUACUGACGUCGGAUACUACCAGUCCCUUGGGUCUGGGUCAUUAGCGGCCAUGGCGGUUUUAGAAUCUAGUUGGAAACCAGAUAUGACAAAAGAUGAAGCCAUUAAGCUUGCAUCUGACGCAAUUGAAGCUGGUAUUUGGAACGAUUUAGGUUCUGGUUCAAAUGUUGAUAUUUGUGUCAUGGAAGUCGGUAAGGAUGCCCAAUUGUUAAGAAACUAUUUGACUCCGAACGUAAGAGAACCAAAACAACAAUCAUACAAAUUUGCCCGUGGUACUACUGGUGUUCUCAAGGAGUCUAUCGUAAGUAUUUGCGAUGUAGAGGAGCAGGCUGUUGAUAUUACAGUUUAG